GUUGCUCUCCCUCAGACCCAGACCCAGUCCCAGAGAGCGUUGCUGCUGCAGGGCACCGACUCUCUGACCAACGCCAGUCAGAGCAUCGAGAGAACUCUUCGCAUCGCAGCCGAGACGGAUCAGGUCGGCACCGAUGUCAUCGAGGAGCUGGGAGGGCAGCGCGAGCAGCUGGACCGCGCCAGGAACAAAUUGGUGAAUACCGGAGAGAACCUCAGCAAAAGUAGGAAGAUUCUUCGAGCGUUAUCACGACGGCUGAUGACCAACAAGCUGCUGUUAGGCGUCAUCAUCAUAAUGGAGUUGGCUAUUCUAGCAGCUGCGGUUUAUCUGAAGUUCUUCCGAUGAUGAGCAAACUUUACAAUCCAGAAUCUGACUUCCUGCAGCAAAUACUUUUCAUCCAUCAAGUGAACUUUUACUCAGCGGGGAUUCGGGAUGAAACGGAAAUCUUUGAACUUGUUAAAGGACCAAAUCUACAGAAAUGUGACCUGGGAUUUGCACUUUUUCCUCAGACUGUUAUUACCCCUGAUGCUCUGCAGGGGGGGUUUUCUGGAUUUGCUGCAACAGACCCCAGAAGAGAUUUAUUCACCCCUAAGUUCAUGUCAAGAUCGUCUGGUGGCUGUACUUCAGAAGUGUUACUGAUAGAAGGUCUGGGAAUUGGAUUCUUUAUUAUUCGUCACCCAAACACUUGCAUUUUGCUUAGGACUGUCCUCUAGCUGACAUUCUUAGCUAACUAACACUACGAUUUUCCUGCAGUGCGUACUCAAAAGUAGAAAGUGUAUGCAGUGUGUGUUUUUAGAAUUGGCCGUCCUAUUCUUGUGAACGUGCUAUCUCAAUCACCUGGAGGAAAUGACUUUGAAUUUGGCACGAACAUCCAUUUUGGGCCAAGAAUGAACUGAUUACAACUUGUUGGUAAAAUGUCAAAGUCAUUGUGACCAUACCGACGAUGGUUUUGUCCAUAACCCAAUCAUUUGUUUGCUUAUUAUGUCAAUUCACCCAAAUGUCUAACAGGAUAAAAUGAUGGUGUUUAAUAUAUGUUAAACUAAGCUCCUCCACAAAGAAUCAUGCAAAAGCACCACAUUGCAUCUCUGAUUAAUAGAUUUGCUCUGGAAUAAGUAAUUCAGCCUGGAAAAAAAGCAUUUCAAAUGAAUAAUCAACUCCGAUAUCGACCAUUAAGUGGAUUUAGAGGGGGCAGCCCUUAUUGUGCCAUUAUAUAAUAACAGUAUUUGAUGAAAUGGCACCAGUUUAAUCUGUCAUCAUGCCCAGUUUCCCAAUGCUGUCAUAAGCUUGAGAUGUCGAUAAAAAAAUAUGGUCGGAAGCUUUUACUACAUGCUAUGUUCUUAACAGUAAAUAAUGUCUGUCUAAUCACUGUAUAAUACAGAAAUCACUAUUUAAAAA
This is a messenger RNA of Notothenia coriiceps (black rockcod), 1392 nucleotides long. RefSeq names its product vesicle transport through interaction with t-SNAREs homolog 1B-like. The transcript is spliced from 3 exons. NCBI's taxonomy places the organism in Eukaryota, Metazoa, Chordata, Actinopteri, Perciformes, Nototheniidae. The record is from RefSeq and is a predicted model, not a curated record. The annotation marks the transcript as partial. Gene Ontology annotation, molecular function: SNAP receptor activity; SNARE binding. Gene Ontology annotation, biological process: retrograde transport, endosome to Golgi; vesicle fusion with Golgi apparatus; intra-Golgi vesicle-mediated transport. Gene Ontology annotation, cellular component: SNARE complex; ER to Golgi transport vesicle membrane; Golgi apparatus.